AUGAGUGGGAAAUUUGUGAGAGCUUCGAAAUAUAGACAUGUCUACGGCCAAGUAGCCAAAAAGGAGCGUCACUACGAAAAUAUUCGGGUGACCAAUAAUGCCUGGGAUUCCAACUUAAUCAAAGCCAACAGCAAGUUUUUGACGGUAAACUGGAACUCUUCCGGAGGUGGUGCAUUUGCAGUCAUUCCUUUGGCGGAAGUUGGAAAAGCACCAGACCAAGUACCUUUGUACAGGGGCCACACGGCACCGGUUCUCGAUACCGAUUUCAAUCCUUUUGAUGAUUACUGCGUCGCCUCUGGAUCCGAUGACGGGAAGAUCGGGAUCUGGGAAAUUCCUCAAGAUUACUCAUUUCAUAACUACUGCAACUCGGACGGCGAUCCUAAAGAUAUUCCACCUAAAAAGCUUUUGGCUGGCCAUGGUCGCAAGGUGGGUCAUGUUCUGUUCCACCCUACCGUCAAGAAUGUGCUAGCAUCCUCCUCUCUAGACCACACGGUCAAGAUCUGGGAUAUCGACACUGGCAAAGAGCUAUUCACCUUAAGGCAUCCGGAAAUGGUCACGUCUAUGUCAUUCAGCUACGACGGCAAUCAUUUGGUAACAGUCAGUCGUGAUAAAAAAUUGAGAACUUGGGACAUCAGAGCCGAAAAAGUGGUGAGUGAGACACCAGCUCAUUCUGGAGCCAAGAACCAAAGGGUUGUGUGGCUUGGAGACUCUUCAAGAGUGGCCACCACGGGAUUUUCAAAGCUAAGCGAUCGUCAAAUCGGUGUCUGGGACGCUUUUGAUCUGGAAAAGGGUGAUUUGGGAGGAUUUUAUACGGUCGAUCAAUCUUCCGGUAUUAUGAUGCCCUUUUUCGACGCUUCAAACAAGAUUUUGUAUUUGGUUGGCAAGGGAGACGGUAACAUCCGUUAUUUCGAAUUCCAAAAUGACGAACUUUUCGAACUUUCUGAAUUUCAGUCCAUCGAUCCUCAGAGAGGGUUUGCAGCUGCUCCAAGAAGAGCUGUGAACGUCAAAGAAAAUGAGAUUUUGAAAGCAUUUAAGACCGUUAAUGACCAUUGUAUCGAACCCAUCUCAUUCCACGUUCCCAGAAAGUCCGACAGCUUUCAAGAUGACAUUUACCCCGAUGCCCCAUCGGGUGUGGCUGCGCUUACUUCUGACGAGUGGGUAGCAGGAAAAUCUGUUGAGGGACCUCUUCUUUUCAAUUUGAGUUCGUUGUAUGAUGGAUCAGAACCCAUUUUGAAGCCCUCUGCAGGAGGCAACGAAGCUCCAGUAACGCGAGGUGUAUCUGCGGAGCCUUCGAAAAAGCCGGCGGCUGACGAACCAAAGAAGGAAACACCUUCUCCGAAGCCAUCCUCGUCCGCUUCUGAGAAAGAUGCUGCUUCAUCAAUUGCGAAAAACACUGAAAAUGCGCUUGACAAAGUUUCCAAUUCGCGGGAUGGAAAGGAAAAAUCGGUCGAGCCGUUGGAUAGAUCUGUCAAGAAAGAAGUGGACUCUAAGCUCAAAAACGAUAAAUCUGUUGACACUCUUUUGCAAAAGGCUAGCGACUUAGACGAUGUCAACGACGCAGAGGACCCAUCCAAUCGAGUUUCAACUUGGGAUGAGGAUGAUGAACAGCAAAUUCCGCGUCAACAAACUCCGGUCGGCCGGAAAGAAGUUUCGGUGAAUCAAAACAAGGAAACCUCGAACGACAAACCUUCCACCGUUGAACAAGUUGAACCUGUUGUAAAAACGACGCCGCGCAAAGAGCCAGCUUCAAGCUCUUCGAGCUCCAAGACCGAGGCAGAACCUCAGACCAAGCAGACAACAAGCGCUCCAAGUGCUGAGAUCAAGACCAACGGCUCGGAACCUUCGUCUACGAGCAAACCUGCCGCUACCAAGUCAUUGGGGCUUUUGCAGUCUGCAGAAAAGCUCUCGUCCCUGGUUCUGCACCUUGAGGGGAUCGUUAGCGAUCUGAAGAAGGCGAAUCUCGACAAGGAUGAACGUCUGCUGGCUUUAGAAACUAAGGUGGAAGAACUACUUAAAGCUAAAUGA
Molecule: messenger RNA, 2025 nt
Organism: Lachancea sp. 'fantastica'
Lineage: Eukaryota; Fungi; Ascomycota; Saccharomycetes; Saccharomycetales; Saccharomycetaceae
Source: the annotation of a GenBank genome assembly